AUAGAGGAGAACUAGGUGUCACAGAGGCACGUGUGUCAACGUGUUUAUUUGCACUGGCCAAAAAAGCUGAGGUUUCCCUGGUGGACUCUGCCUGCAUGUUUAUUUGCACUGGACAAAGAAGCUGGGGUUUUCCUGGUGAACUCUUGCCAGUCGCAGUAGCAGGACUCCCAGAAGACCUUUCCCGCAGCAGUCACUGACGGGGCGUGUCUUGUGCUAAAGUUACACAAGCGCUUUUCUUUUCAGGUCCCCACUUCCUGAAACCAAAGCUGUUGAAGAGAAACGCUGUGUUUCCAGGAAGGUCGUACCGGAAGUAAGGAUCUUCAGAAUCAGAGUGCUGGUCCUAAGUCUUUCUCCCCUUCUCUGGGAUAAAAGUACCUCAGCCUUCAAGGGCCUUCUUUAUUGAGAAUCAAUGCCUCUCCUAGGUAAUUGAUCACCGUAGACCCAGGGACACUCAAUUCAUCCUGGACGGUGGGUAAUCAUCAUGAAUAAUCAAGACGCUGUGGCUUCGAUACUGCACGAGUGCAAGCAAGUGCUGGAUCGUCUCUUGUUGGAAACGCCAGAUGUGUCUAUGGAGGACAAGAGUGAGGACCAGCGGUGCAGAGCUUCACUCCCCAGCGAGUUAAGGGCCCUGAUCCAGGAGGCAAAGGAAAUGAAGUGGCCCUUCGUGCCUGAGAAGUGGCAGUACAAACAAGCCAUGUGCCCAGAGGACAAAACAAACCUGCAAGAUGUGAUCGGCGCCGGGCUGCAGCAGUUGCUGGCGGCCUUGCGAGCCUCCAUCCUGGUCCAGGACUGCGCUGCCGCCGCCGCUAUUGUCUUCUUGAUGGACCGGUUCCUGUACGGACUCGACGUCUCGGGAAAACUCCUGCAGGUCGCCAAAGGCCUGCACAAGUUGCAGCCCACGACGCCCAUCGCCCCGCAGGUGGUCAUCCGCCAAGCCCGGAUUUCAGUCAACUCAGGGAAACUGCUGAAGGCAGAGUACAUCCUGAGCAGCCUAAUAAGCAACAAUGGAGCAACUGGCACCUGGCUGUAUAGGAAUGAGAGUGAUAAGGUCCUGGUGCAGUCGGUCUGUAUACAGAUCAGAGGGCAAAUUCUGCAAAAGCUAGGCAUGUGGUAUGAAGCGGCAGAAUUGAUAUGGGCCUCGGUCAUCGGAUAUUUGACACUCCCUCAGCCAGAUAAGAAGGGCAUUUCCACAUCACUUGGUAUACUGGCAGACAUCUUUGUUUCCAUGAGCAAAACAGAUUAUGAAAAGUUUAAGAACAGCCCACAAGUUAACUUGGCCUUGCUCAAGGAGUUUGACCACCGUUUGUUGUCAGCCGCAGAAGCCUGCAAACUGGCAGCUGCCUUUAGUGCCUACACACCCCUGUUUGUGCUCACGGCUGUGAAUAUCCGUGGCACGUGUCUCUUGUCAUAUAGUUGUUCUGCAGACUGUCCUCCAGGACAGAAAAGUCUGUAUCUGUGUGAGGCCAAAGAGGCUUUUGAGAUUGGCCUCCUGACCAAAAGAGAUGGCAAGCUGGUUAGUGGAAAGCAGGAACUACAUAGUUUCAUCAAAGCCGCUUUUGGCCUCACCACCGUGCACAGCAGACUCCACGGGGAGACGGACGCAGUUCGUGCAGCAAGGCAGCUAUGCAGUGAAGCUACGGAGAAGCUGUACACCUUCAGCACUCCCUCCACACGCCAGGACAGAGAAGCUCUAGCUCAGGAAAUCAUGUCUCUGGUCAGCCAGGUGAAGGAACAUCUACACGUUCAAAGCUUUCCAAACUUGGAUGAUAGGUCUUUUGUCCCAGAGAGUUUCCAAUGUGGCUUGGAUAAGCCUAUCUUGCAUGGGCACGUGGAUUUCCAACAAAUUCUUCAAACCUAUUCCCAGCACCAUACCUCAGUGUGUGAGGUGUUUGAAAGCACUUGUGGGAACAGCAGAAGCAACCAGAGACACAUGAAACCGGAGGUCUGUAUCACCGCUCUGAAAACAGAAACAAACACCAUGGAUACUGCAGGCGCUACUUUAGAUAAACUGUGCUCUCAAGACAGCAAGGGUACAGCUUCCUCCCAGGUGGCUAAGGAAGAUCAGGAGAGGCUCGAAAGAGCAAGAAGGAGAAGCUGGACCCAUUCCGAGGCUUUUCGAGUCUCCCUGGAUCAAGAUGGGGAGACUGAGACAGAGCCACCAAGCCACAGCAGUGGCAGGGCAAGUGUUUCCAUGUCUCUGAGCGACAGCCGCAGUUCCAGUUCUUGGAGCAAGCUGUCAGGGCUCAGCUCUUCUGCAAGUUGGGAGGAAGUGAACUGCAGUGUGGAGGAUAUAGUGAGGAAGGAAUCUAGCCAAGAAGAACAUCUGGUGGACACUCAGUGCUCCACGGCUGUGUCUGAGGAGCCCAAGGGGAGCAGAAGCUGCAGAGCUACAGAUUUGUUGCUUUCAAAGCUCCGUGGUGUCUCUCUUCAGACAACUGAAGAUGGCGACUUAGAGUCCUCACAAAGUCAGCUGCACAAACUCAAGACGGUAAUGCCUGUCUUUCCACUCAACACAGCAGACACCUGCUUGGCCUCGGGAGCUAGGCUGUUACAAGGCCCUGAAGGAAUCCAGGAGGUCAGCAAUAAAGGACCUAGGAAUGCUUCUCUUCAACGCAGUCCUUCAGGUGGUUCUGCUUCCGGGUCCUUGUCUAGUUCUGGCAAGUUCACGGACAUGGCCGCAUAUACUUCCAUUCAAGAAGAAGAAAGCUGUGAAAUAACUGGUGAUUUUCCAGAACCCAAGGAUGACUUUAAAGAUGGGCAUGGAGGAAAGAAUGGGAAAAAAUUCACUGAAAGAUGCAUGGGAGGGCCUGCAUUUACAUAUGGCCCCUCUGAGGUCGACCCGGAAGAAGAAACAGCAGAAAGCACAGAAGAUAGGCCAUCACACUCUUGGGUAGUCCUGGGGCAUUUAGAAAGCAAUCAUUCACUGUUGACAUAUAGGACUUUCUCCCCUCACCAGUCUGUUCAAAAUGUUGAUUCAACAAAGACGGGCAGUUCAGUGGAAGACCAGGGUGUCAACCCUGAUGCCUCUACGGUGGAUGAGGAGGGCCAAAUGCUUGACAGCACAGAGGUCUACUCCAUUGGCCAAGAUGGUGCUCACAGACCAGGUGACCUAAGGUCCAGUCAGAGGGAUGAGAGACCCAAUUCCUCUGGGAAGGGCCACAGUCCCUUUCCUGUCCUUGGCGAAGACCUCAGCACAACAGAAGAAAAAAAAGAACUUGAAAGCAUGCUAAAGUGCAGCCAGAACUCGAGUUCAGGCUCACAGUGGUGGCAGAAAUCACUCGCCUUUUCCAGCAGCAGUUCCUUGGAGGGGGAAAGCUCCUGGUCUCUUCUGAACUCCAGCGGAAGUUCCUUCAUCUCAUUGCCAGGACAGAGCAGGCAAGAAUUCCUUGAGGCUUGCACGCUACAGCCUGACGACCUGGAAAAACUGCUGGCAGGCGUGAGGCAUGACUGGCUGCUUCAGAGACUGGAAAAUACAGGAGUUUUGAAGUCAAAUCAACACCAACAAGCACACAAUGCCCUUCUGCUAAAAUAUUCCAAAAAGUCUGAGUUGUGGACAGCGCAGGAAACUGUGGUGUAUUUGGGAGACUACCUGAAAGUGAAGAAGAAAGGCAAGCAGAGAAAUGCAUUUUGGGUCCACUAUCUUCAUCAAGAAGAAACUCUGGGGAGAUACGUUGGAAAAGAAUACAAGGAACGGAAGGGGCUCCGGCACCACUUCACCGACGUGGAGCGGCAGAUGACAGCGCAGCACUAUGUGGCGGAAUUUAACAAGAGACUCUACGAACAAAAUAUUCCAACGCAGAUAUUCUACAUUCCAUCUACAGUUUUGCUGAUUUUGGAAGACAAGACUAUAAAGGGAUGCAUCAGUGUAGAACCUUACAUGCUGGGAGAAUUCGUCAAGCUAUCAAAUAACACAAAAGUAGUCAAAAGCGAGUACAAAGCUACAGAGUACGGCUUGGCUUAUGGCCAUUUUUCUUAUGAGUUUUCCAAGCAUAAAGAUGUUGUGGUUGAUUUACAAGGUUGGGUGACUGGUAAUGGAAAAGGCCUCAUCUAUCUCACAGACCCUCAGAUUCACUCUGUUGAUCAGAAAGACGUCACUACAAACUUUGGAAAGCGAGGGAUAUCUUAUUUCUUUAAUAACCAACAUGCAAGCUGCAAUGAAAUAUGCCAUCGUCUUUCUCUGACUAGACCUUCACUAGAGAAAAUGAGUAAUAUGUAGGCAGUGGGAAUGCAGAGCAUGGCAUGGACUGAUAUAAUGAUUGUUUGGGCUAUCACAUGGUUUCAGCCAUUGACUUAUGAGAGGAAUUGAAAGGUGUCGAUUUCCUGUCUAUGCUUGCUUGCCAGGACAAGAUCCUGCAGACCUUGUUCCUUGUCCUAGGUUUCACAGCUGUAUAGAAUGUUGGAGGUCACAGGUUGUAUGGUGAGGACAACAUGGAAAAAAGCUCCAACAAACCCAGAAUGGAUGCAAAACUCAUCUGAAAGUAAAUGUCUGU
Molecule: messenger RNA, 4490 nt
Organism: Acomys russatus (golden spiny mouse)
Lineage: Eukaryota; Metazoa; Chordata; Mammalia; Rodentia; Muridae
Gene: Alpk1
Product: alpha kinase 1
Exons: 14
Coding region: 482-4216 (1244 amino acids)
Biological process (GO): protein phosphorylation
Molecular function (GO): ATP binding; protein serine/threonine kinase activity
Source: RefSeq, a predicted model, not a curated record